Messenger RNA from Ambispora leptoticha, 678 nucleotides. The record is from the annotation of a GenBank genome assembly. Lineage: Eukaryota; Fungi; Glomeromycota; Glomeromycetes; Archaeosporales; Ambisporaceae.
AUUGCGUUAAAAAAAAAUAUCGUGGAUAAAAUGUUAAAGGACGAGAGAUGGUCUAAAAAGGUUAAAAGACACCGAGAGAAGUAUCCAGAUGAUCCAAUUAAUAUUCCCUUUGAUACACCGUCUCCUCAGUGCUGGAUCCCAUACGACGACGAACGCCCUUGGCAUUGCCAGGUACAUAGAGAUGCCUUUUCAUAUGGUGGAACGUCACUAGCGGUUGAUAACCGUUUAGUUGUAGACUUUCGUUAUUUUGGUAAAUCUGAACCGAAUGAAGAAAAUAAAGUAGUGUUCAGCGACAAAUACAAGGAUAUGUACGGCAUGCCACAACCAACAUUUAUAGUCACACCUUCCAAAAAGGAUGCUGAAACAAACCACAACAUGCUCAGUGACAUGACUAAGGCAGCUCUUUGUUUGGGAGGUUUUUUACCUGAUAGCGGGCCUCAGUUCAUGGCGCCCGGAACUGCACUGCAUAUCACGGGAACUGUACGCAUGGGUACUGACAAAGAAGAAUCCGUGGUAAACACAAACCUUUGUGUUCAUGAUUUCCGCAAUCUAUAUAUUGGUUCCAAUGGCGUCAUACCGACAGCGAUUGCGUGCAACCCAACACUGACAAGUAUUGCCCUGGCAAUCAAGUCAGCAGAUCAUAUUAUCGAACAAUUACAAAACGGAAUACAUGUUUAA